AUGUCGACCACCACGGUCAAUGGCGGCGACCCUGCAAAGUCCAUCCAUCAAAAUGGUCCCAAGGCAGCGUUCAAGGGCAACGUGGUGACCGGAAAGACCCUGGACAACUCUCGCAAGCAAGCAAGCCCACAACCGGACACCCAGAACAGAAAACCCUGGCAAGGUCCUCACCCUUUUGCGCAGCGGAAUACAAAUGGCAACGCGAGCAACGAUAGGGCUGCUGCAAAACCCGUACAACCCUCGUCAAAUACAAAAGCCUCAACCGAAUCACAACCAAACAAGCAUGCACACGAUCGCUCGAUCUUUCUCUUCGCCAACCUAGUCGGACGAGAUGUCAAACUCGCCUACAAGUCCGGCGAAGUCUUCUCGGGAGUCUUCAGCGGAUUCGCUCAGGAUGCUUCCAACACGGCUCAAUACCGGUUGAAGAUGGUCAGACGAGAACGCACUGCCACCCAGCAGUCUACCCCUCAGUCAGAGUACAUCGGCGAUGGCGAGGAGCAUUCCAUGGCAUUUGAUGUGCAGGACACCUUGUCAUUGUCCGCUCAGGACGUCCCGCUCGGAACCAGCACGUCACAACAAAAUGGAGCACGCGGCGGCUCAUUCCUUACCGACACCCAAAUAUCCGGCCGGGAAGGAGCUAGAUCAGGGGAGCGAGAACUGCAACGAUGGGAGCCAGGUCCAGAAUCACUUGCAGACAUGUCAUUAGGUGAUUCCGGUGAGACGGGCUGGGAUCAAUUCGCGGCGAAUGAGAAGAGCUUUGGUGUCAGAUCAGAUUAUGACGAAUCCAUUUACACCACCGCUAUCAACCGCAACAACCCAGACUACCGACGACGCCAAGCAGAGGCCGAUCGCAUUGCGAGAGAAAUUGAAGGCUCGGCACCUGCCAAUGCCCAUGUGGCAGAAGAGAGGAGAGCCGAGGCCCGGCAGGACGAUGCAGGUGAUGAAGAGGACAAAUACUCUGGUGUCCGACGCGAAUCGGUUCCAUUGCCUAAACGCGCGGCUGGAGCUUACGUUCCUCCCUCCCAGCGCGCCAUCUCCAACAUGCCGACGGUGGCCGGUGCUCCUUUCGAUCCGGCGAUCAUAUCUAGUCACAUUUCGAAGCCGAAGCCUCAGCCUGCAACGCUCCCGCGGGAAGCACCGGUGCCAAUCCCAGAGAAAGCCGUCGCUGCUGCGAAUGAGCCGCAAGCAGCUCCAAGCCAGCCAUCACAGCACACCACAGCUGCGGGCGCGGCCGAAUUCAAGAAUGGUGAGCCGCUUGCGUCUUCCGGCACCGAAUCGGUCGCCAAAGAGCGACAGCCUACGGCUACCGGAAACUUGGCUCGUGACACAGCCGAUGCGUUCAAACAGUUUGCAAACGAGGAGAAGCUGCGCAUGCGACAACAAACCGAAGCGAAGAAAAUGCAGGGCCGUGCCGAGAAGAAUGUCAAGCUCAACGAUCUCAAAAAAUUCGCCGCAAACUUCAAAUUGAAGUCGCGCGUGCCCGACGACCUUGUGCCAAUUCUCGCCAAAGACCGCGAAAAGCAGUUGGAGAUACAGAGCAAGGCCGAGGAGGCCGCGAAGGAAGAAGAGUUGCGUGCGAAGGAGAAGGGAAGCGAGAAGGCAUCUCCCUCUCCUGCAGCUACAAGCAUCCCAGCUGGAGCAGGAGCCAAGGGUCCCAUCGUCGACCCUCGUUCGUUCGGUCAACAUCCGCGCGCACGUGCCUCGCAACAAGGUCGCGGUGGCGCCAUGAUCACAGGACAAGGUCAAUCACCACGUGCGCCGCUCAGCACACGCAUCCAAGGCAACAAUCAGUAUUACCAACAGCAGCAGCAGCAGCAGCAAUCCUCACAGCGACAGCCAGGAGACAUGCGCAUGCCUAGCGUGUCCUCAGCUACGGGUGAUUCAUUGAACCCAAAUGCAAACCAACGGCUCAACGUCAAUGCCAAGGCGUUCGAAUUCCGACCCGGCGCAUCCGCCUUUGCGCCUUCGGGGACAUCUCCGAGCCCUCAGCGGAUUUCCCGUCAGACCACACCACACAUCCCAUUCUUCGAUGAGGAGGCCAAGAAGACUCCGUGCAAGACGGCCAGCUUUGAUACUAUUGAACGCUUGAGCAAAGCGGAUUAUGCUGACCACCAAAAGAAGCAAUUCGCCUCGAAUGGUGGGUUCCCGCAAUCGUACACCACGCCACCUACGUGGGCCACGAUCAAGGCCAACGACGGUGUCUCAUACCUUGCCGCGUUUCAGAAGUCACAAGCCUCUGGCCCGGGAGGCAACAUGCACGCCUCUCACGGCCAAGGCCAAAUGCCACCAAACGGACCGCAAGCUCUUCCUAUGCAUAUGGGAGGGCCGGGUGGACGGCAGAUGUACCCGCAACAAAUGGGCCAUCCCGGCCAGUACAACCAUUUCCAGCAGCAGUUCGGCCCACACGGGCCCGUACAGAAUUCUCCACGUCAACAGCCUAUUGCGGUCGCUCCCUUCAACGGGCAAAUGGCCCAAAUGCCAUUUCCACAGCAGCCGAUGCCCGGAUAUGGUAUGAGUCCAUCUAUGCCAUAUCGACAAUUGCAGCCCACGCCGAUGAUGAUGAUGCCAGGUCAGCAACAAGGUCAAAUGAAUGGACCUAUGCGUCCCGGCUACCCACCAGUGCAGCAAUAUUCAGGCGGACCUCAGAUGGGCGGUCACAUGAUGGUGCAACAGCCGUCUUCGGGCGGCUACUCGUCUAACGGACCUCCAUCAGGCUUCUCUCCGAUGCCCCCGCACGCUCAACCUCACAUGUCAAACCAUCAUCUCGGCCAACACCAGAAUGGCUUCUCCGGCAGCCCCCGUCCGCCCAUGAUGCAACACCAAGGUUCGCACCAGGGCUUCUCGGUCAUGCCUCCACAGCAGCAACAGAUGCCCUAUGGCUCCCAAGGCCCGCCGCCGCCGCAGGGAAUGCAUGGGUAUCAUAUGGGCCAUCGCACCAUGUCGAACAAUGGCUACCCUCCACAAGGGCAGCACCAAGGUCCACCCAUGGGAACCCCUCGAUCGCAUAACGCCAUGCCUUAUCACCAGAGCCCAGCCGCUCCAUCGGUUGGCAUGCCGAACAACGUUCCUGCGCCACAAGGAGAGGACGGAAAAUGA
This is a messenger RNA of Dissoconium aciculare CBS 342.82, 3096 nucleotides long. RefSeq lists its product as uncharacterized. Gene Ontology annotation, cellular component: cytoplasmic stress granule. NCBI's taxonomy places the organism in Eukaryota, Fungi, Ascomycota, Dothideomycetes, Mycosphaerellales, Dissoconiaceae. The transcript has 5 exons. Gene Ontology annotation, biological process: cytoplasmic stress granule assembly. Gene Ontology annotation, molecular function: RNA binding. The coding region runs from base 1 to 3096 and encodes 1031 amino acids. The record is from RefSeq and is a predicted model, not a curated record.